Messenger RNA from Caenorhabditis sp. 36 PRJEB53466, 16560 nucleotides. Lineage: Eukaryota; Metazoa; Nematoda; Chromadorea; Rhabditida; Rhabditidae. The record is from the annotation of a GenBank genome assembly.
AUGAGCGAGGAGCACAUUGGUCUAUUCAUCGAAACUCUCUUUAAUUCUCGUGGUUUCGUGAUUUUAGUACUAUUCUUUCUGAUCAUCGUCGUUUUUCCCAACUCGUUGUGGAUGAGCAUGUUGCCAAAGUGCUCUUUCGAAUCACCGAAUCAAGUUAAAAACCGUUUUCAGGGUUUGCCGUUUGUUUAAAUUGAAUCGGAACUCGACAGAUAAGCAGUCGGGAGAACGGAAUCCGAGUAAGAACACGGCGUUUAGGUUAUUUAUCAAAUUCCUGUUUAUCGAAAACUAAAACUAGUUCUUUUUCCAGGAAAUAUUCAAAUACACUACCUACUGUGCUCGAGGCGGAUAGACAAGGCAUGUCUUGUAAGUUCCACUUGUCCUUUUGAUCUGGAAAGUUGAGCGUAUUGCAGAUCGAAAUGUACUGUCUGAACUGGAUCAUGCCCAAAUCUCGAGGUACAUGGACGACUCCGAAGGGGAUCCUCUCUUGCGACGGAGCGAAUCAAGGCCUGCUCCUCAUUGGCUCGAUGGUCCGAGAGAUAGCUCCGUUCUGCCCGACAUCAUCGACUCAACAUACAGUGAUUAUAACGAGGAAGCGUGAGUUUUCGUUCUCAUGAAGCGAAUAGAAUAACGGCUGCUUUGUAGCGACUAUGCGAUGAAGCAGAUGCUGGCCAUUUUGGAGACGUUGAAUCCAGUAGAAGAUUUCGUGGAUCUGUUCGACAAAUCGCUCAAAGCCAUCGAGUUUCGAUUACCGUUCACUAUCAUUAAGAAUGAGGAAGGAAAGGCUGAUUGGAAGGCGAUGCGGCACAAAUUAGUCAGCGAUAUCGUUCCGUUGAGCCCCGGAGAAGACGAAGGACGGGGACUGAGUCCUGCGCAGAUGUCGGCCGUCUUCGAUGCUCUACCGUUUCUUUUCGACACGGUCGCCUGCCAUGAUCAGCUGAAGCAGUUCCAGGACCCCCUCUCGAUGCUCGUCAUGAUUGCAAUGUCCGGAAAUUCCAUGGUGAGUGUUAAUAUUCAGAAUCUGGAAGACAGGGGAGCCCUGAAGUUUUUGACGACGGUAGAGCAAUAGUGUGUUUCAAGUUCUGUGCGGCUCACGAAAAUAGUAAUCUGGCACGCAUUGGCGCUGAGAAUAAAUCAGGCGAUAAUCAUUCGGUGGCUUUCCUAUCGCUGGGUGAAGUUUCGCUGAAACCCCAUUGCUGGCCUCAAUUCAACCGCCUUCUCUUGUUUCCUUCCCCGCAUGUCCGCCUGUUGUCAUAGCAAAAAAGCGCAAUUUCACUACCCCGUGUUGCUUGGAGGGGAGGCUCGUUUACUCGGUAAGUUGCAGCUGCAAGCGCAACAAAAAGGCGAUAGGAACUUUGGUCGGGAAAGAAACAGCUUCGCCCGCUUAUCGCCUGUUCCGCCUCACUUUCGAGGCACAUAGCGAUUUAAAACGGCAGAGAUGAAAAAAACAAGAUCAGAAAUCAGGAGAGAGAGAGGGUGAGAGCGACAACGAAGACACAUUUGAUCGAUUGGAAUUGAAGGCUAGAACGGAGAGGGAACGUGGGAAGAGGCAAUCAGGAAGUCUGUCGCCAAUUGGUCCCUGAUAGAACGAUGAUUUCUCAAGUGGCCCGGACGAAUCUGUAGUUUUGAAGUCGUAGAGUAAUAAAUGAACGAGCAGUUUUCAAAUCAAACUGCAAGAAUAUCGAGUUUCUUCCGUACCCUAUUGUUUACUAAACCGCUUCAAGCUGACUUCUAGUCCCACCGUGUGCUUGCGAUUUCUGUAAUCCGAUGGGUGCGUGUGUGCUAUGUCUCAUUAGCAAGUCGAGCUUAUACAUUUUUAGAGCAACACUUCCCUCAGUUGGAAGUAUGUUUGUUACUCUCUUCUCUUCCGCACGACUUAUCGUGGGCGGUGGCGCUGUGCAGCGCUAACAAGAAAUAGAAGAGAUGAAAAAGAAGACGUGGGGUGCAGCUCCCGUCCUGUGAGUGCUCUGUGAGUGCACCGUGAGCGAGUCGUGAGUGUUCAGCCAGAUCGAGCGCCCUUUCUGAAUAGCAUAGGUGAUGUUCUCUGCGCCUCCGGCUCCCGUUUAGCUCCCUCACCAGUCGUAGUAUCUGUGGCGAACUAUACGAAACACUGCAUUCGGGAAGAUGAAAUGUGGAUAUUUUUGGCACUGCUCAGCAACUGACUCCUCCCACAAUUGGCUCCGUUAAUAAAUGUACAUUGGUUACACUGAGGAGACGUUGAAACUAGUUCAGUGUAUAUUAUGACAGAACAUUGCGAAUCUUUAAAAACGGAAAUGGGAAAGAACGUUGAACGGCCUUGCCGCUCACAUAAUCGUUUUUUUUCUGAAUUGGGCAAGCGUUCUGAAGGUCGUCUCGGGUUUACAAGGAUUUUCAAACCCAUGCAUAUGUGUCUGUAAAAAUUGAAAGUAAUGCAGCUCGCAGCGUCGACUGGAUAACUGGAGUAUAUCUGGAAUGUAUUCGACGAACUGUCACUUAAACUUCCUGCAAGAUUGAGCCUCUACAACUGGGCCUUUCUUUCCGAUUAGGCCACUUUGUACAUGUGAUUCAGACGAAUGGCAAGGUCAAUUCGGAAAGUUGGCGAUGUCUACGCCUCACUGAAACGGCGCAAGCAAACUGGUUCCAAAUUUUCGAAGUCAGGUCACUUUGUUGGGAUUUAAUUCAUUGUCGUCAGGUCGACAGUGGAACCCUUGAAAACCCUUCUCGUCGACGGAAAAAGCCCCUUGUCGUUGGUGUCUGGUUUAUCUAUAUCAGCUGUCUACGUACCACUCCUACCCUGUCGUCUUCCUGUUCCUGAGCCUGGUUUCUGUGAGAGGGUGAUCGCGCUGUGGUUUCCCCGUCUGCGUCUCUCCAUUGUGUGUUACCGUGAUCGCGCGGGGGCGCCAUGGAACGCGAGGCGAGGAGCGAUGAUAUCGGUUUGGUUGGCAGACCGAUUGCGCAAUGUGUGAGUGAGCGAGUGAGAGUGUUUGGUGUGUGCUCGUGUACAAGAAAGACGGACGGAAUGUGCUGGAGGAUGGAUAAAAGUGCAAGUCGGAGGAGGAGACUAUGCUUGUUUGCAACUGUUUCGCGAGCAGAAAGAAACGGAUCUUCAAUGUGAUUCUACGGAAAUUGGAUACUGAAAUGAAAGUCGGGAAGAACAGUUGACACAAUCUUGAACUUCUAGCGAUUCCUUAGCGAAGAUGAAUGAAACGUAAAGCGAAGAUGAUUUUUCUCUCUUUCCUGUAUAAGUCGUUCAUAGUUUGUCCACGGAUACAUCUGGCGUCCUUCCUCUGUUUUUUCCUCGCAAAAAGCCAUUCGACCUCGCGCCCCUCCACCUGUGAUGGCGGCCGUCCGCUCGGCCUUUCGAUGUGUACUGUUUGGUAGACCGGCAUAGAGAGUGUGUGCAGAGCCAAGAGGAACUGACCCCAAAACUGCGGGCGGCGAUCGUUAUGCCAAGGUUACGGGCGCCGCAAUGCCACAUACACACAUAGACGCUUCGCCUCCUCUGUUACUCUCUGUGUCUCCCACACACACGCACGUCGGCACAAUAAACAUCGCGGUCGGGAGAAGAAAGACGACGAAUAAGUGGAAGAUGAUGGGGUCGGGCAUGGGAAGAAGUGAAAAAAAAUGGAAGGAAGGCGCUAAACAAGAUCGAGAAUCGAUCAACGACCGAGACGUCGGUAGGAAGGUUUUCGGCAUUAGAAAAGAAAUCGGGAACUGAUUGGUAUCGGUUGGAGAAACUAGUUACCCGGGAAACGAAACAUUGAACACAGGGGUCAGACGGGACGAAGAAUUUCAAAAAUGGAAUAUUUCAGAUACGGAGGCAAUGCAUCUCUGCCAUAACGGUUCUGAUGGAACGAGCUCUUCUGAGUCAGGAAUUCAUGCGCGAAGGUGUCGUCCCUGGACUCUUCUUCAUCUACCAGUCAGGUGUUGGGACGUUUCAAUCCAACGAUCUUCGAAUGGAGUGCGUCCAGGUCGGCUCAUUUUUAUUUUCCUCUAAGACACAUUGAAAUCGAGAAGCUCAGCAAGAGAAACUUGAUUCUGCAAUUGUUGUUCUGCUCCUUUUUCUUCCCCUUCCGAUUUACUUAUGCUAUGUUGUUAUUCUGUUGCCCUCAAUGUCUUCUACUAUGUCUUCUACUUUUGUUUCCUCUCUUCGCCUGCAUCUACCCGGUGAUAUCAUCGUUUUCGUAGCCAUGACGUGUUACCCGACACACUCUUGAUAAUUUUUUUUUAAUUUUCUGUUCGUCGGAAAAUUGAAUCGAUGACAAAUGACAGGCGGAAGAGAGGGGAAAGACGGGAACAAUUGUAGAACAAGCAAAAGAGAACGUUGAACGCAUACUGAGAAAUACGUUUUAUGGAAAUUGAACUAUAAGUAGGACUAGAAUGAAGUUGAUGGUCAGUUGGUGUAUGAAGAGUGGCCUGUCGCACGCUGGGAGGCUCCCUGGCUUGCCGACACUCCACAACCUCAGGGUUGAAAUUCCUUCCCUGCGAUAGUUGAACAAAGCCCCAGCUGGUCCUUUCGACUCAUUCUUCCAGGCUCUAGUUACAAGUUUUGACUCAUCUAACCCGAAGUUUCCUCUCGCUUGGUAUUAUCUGAUUUUGGAAUCUACCACAUUCAUCCCCAUUGGUUCUCAAGUUCACCUUGAAUCCGUUGCCUCUUCUCACCACGACCGACUGACGUUUUUGCGUUUUCUUUCUUUUUUUCUUCUUCACCAGUUUCUGCCCGGUUUCGAAAAUGCAGCAGCAGCAAAAACGGCGCUCGGUCGCUCACGCGCUCAUCGCGCCGCUCACCACUGCCUACAGAAGUAGAAGGAGACGGUGGACUCUCUUCCAUCCGCCCACUAUUUCGCCUCUUCCUCGGUUUUUUGUUCACUUCUGUGAGUGUUGUGUUUCGACGUCUCGCCGAGCUGCGCCCCUCGCAGUCAUCGACGUGUGAGCGAUAUUGGGCUGCUCGCACGGCACACGAAACAGCAUGGAGCAGACGGUGAGACGACGGAGCGCGCAAAAAAUGGCACGUCGACGUCUCGCGCCAAGACACGCUCUCUUGUCAGCGCCCUCGACCCGUCGCUCUCCUUCGCACACACACAUACACAAACAUGUAUACAAAAUUGAAAAGAAAGAGAGAGUAUAACGAAAAAUUGGCUAUGUGCGCGCAGGCGCGGCCCCGUGCUCUCGCCGCCUCGCCACUCUCCGGGUGCCCUUUAGUGUCUCUUCCGCUCACUGGUACACGUGGCCGUUUCGCUCACCGAAAGUAGGCGGUGCCGAAGGGUCGUCGUUGUCGACGGGCGCGGCGUCAGUGGUGGCGUCGGCGCCGAUGAUGCCGUCUUACCGUCAGCGUCUCGCGCUCUCUAACACGGGCACGGCUCCGCCUCUUUUAGUAUGUUGUUGGCUGCUGAGGGCCGCUGUUGGCCUGUGUGGCUGGUGCUGGUGUUGUGCGCCUUACUCGCUCUCUCCGACGAAAGGAGAGCGGCUGGCAUUCUGACAUCGUGCGCCAGCACUCGCUCCUUCAAGUCGUUUCUCCUCAUUCCUUUCGGUGUCGCUUGGAUGUCCUCGGACGGUAAGCAAGGAAAGAAAGAAGUUGGUGGAGUAACAUAAAUGAGCGGAAUCCGGUGACCGCGUGUUCCUCUGAAAGCCUAAAACCGUACCGAUCUAAUGCUCUAGUCGUUAUUCCGAUAGGGCGUCUAGAAGCAGAGAUAUAUCGGCUUCAAGUUGCGUCGUCAUUGCAUCUUGUUGUUUGUAUGUUGCUGUGGUGGGCCGCUCUGCUCCCAGGCCCCAUCGUGGCGCUCACUGCUGCUGUGCCCUCGGCGGGCAGCACGCUCAUUCGUCACGCUCUUUCUCUCGAUCUCCUGCUCGCACGCCGAAAUCGAGAAUGUGUUUUUUAUGCCGUUGCGUCUCGAAGAGAAGAGCAGAGAAGGCGGCGCGCGAAAGGUUAGCUUCGAAAUUGGAGAGUUUGCAGUCUCACAGCAUACUCUCUUGCUCUCUACACUCCGAUAAGUUUUUUGUCGGGUGACUGAUAAGUCGAAGUUGAGUGAUAAGAAGAGACUUUCCGCAUUGGCAUCUUCAUAGGUUAGUCGAGUCUCUGCCUUCCGCAGUCGUAGCCUAAGAUUCCAUCGCACAGUCUGCCCGACGAUGAAAGACAUGGGUAGUGAGACGUCGGAGCCUCGUCGUAUCACUAUUCUGUUUUUCGCCGUUUGGAUUGUGACAAAAUUGUGUGAGAGUAGGUAGGCAGGGCUCAACUUCAUCCGGUCACCCCCUACGUGAUUGAAAGCGCCCUUCCACGGGACAGAAAUGUGACCGAUCAAGUGGACGCGUUGUCAGGGAAACGGGAGCACGCCACAACAACAACGCAUCCCUGAAUUAAAAGACACGUCAGCGAAUCAGGCGGCUACAGUAUACCCACGAGCGUGCUGAAAACAUCAAUCAUGUUGUUGUUUUGUUCCUGAAUUCGAGUGCGCGAGUGUCGAACGCGAACACCAUCUGUCUUUUUUGAGAUGGAGAGCUGACGAAACAGGAAGGGGCGCUCCGUCUCCAUCAGAUUGCAGCCAUAUGCCGUCGCCUCCCAAUUUGAAAAAAAUAGAAGGGAAAAGGAAGAGUAGUUGAGUCGUCAAUCUGACGGUUUAUGGGGGACCCAAUCGCACCUCUCUUCUUCUUCUUCUCUCUCUCUCUCUCUCUCUGUUUCUCUCUCUCCGUCCCCGCUUUUUGUGUGCUUGUGAGUGCGUUCAUUUGGCGUCAGAGCCAGCAAAAGAGAGGAGAUGAAUCACUCGAUGCGACUCGGGCGAGCUAUAAACGGGCCUCUUCGCAUUUCCCCCUUCCUCUUCUUCUUCUUUCCAUCUUCGUUUGCUUAUUGUGUCGGUUGGAGGAAGAAGCAGAUUGUAUGGGGUGAGGUGAAGAUGGAAUAUUGAUGAGAGAGAAAAGCACUAUGUUUGGAUUAGAAACGCGCGGAGCACAUGAUGUCCGGGGAGCCAAGGUGGAAACGUAUGCCGUUUUUUAAUCCUCUGUCGGAGAAGAACGAAAACGAAACGACUAAUCGAGAAAAUCCCAUGUUUAGUUCCAUGAUAAGAGCGAGCGGGGAAAAUUGGGGACAUACUUUCCAGUAAGUGUGCUCAGCUUUUUCAACCCGCAUCCUGUCAAUUUUGCCAACGCUCGUUUUCUCGGAGGAAGGAAUGCCCGUCUUUCCUGCUACAGUACCACCUGGUCGCGGAUAUCUUCAAUUUGGUCAUCUUUUAUUUAUCAGCCGAAUGGAGAAAUACGUAGAGAAACACGCAACACAAUCAAAAAGUGUGACAACGCCCCCGGCAAAAGUGCACAGGACGACAGGCAAAAUGGGCAAUUGGCUGUGUCUGUCUGGGCGCAACUCUAUUUCGCCUUUGCGAGUCUGCCGACGACGCGCCUACUCUCGCUCUUCGACAGUACACAAAAGUAACGAAAAUGAGACAAAGGAAGGAGAAGAAGAAGAAGAAGAAAAAUAAGUGUGAUAGGAAAAGAAGAGACGACGGACGAAUGUGUCUUCAGGCAGAACAAAGGAAAAAGAAGAAACGGUCGAACGAUUGAUCAGAAUUGCAAAUUGAAAAGAUGGAUGGUUGCAAUGUAAAUAGGAAAUAUCGUCACGCAAUUCGAACGAAUCUAAAUUCUGAAACGGAAAUUUACGCGGAAAACAACGAAAACAUGGAGACCUAGGAAAAUUAUCGCGAAACUAAAAUUUACAUUGCUUAAACACAUUUCGAGUUAGUUCUUUUCAGAUUUCAAAAAUCACCGUAACUCACGAGGAUUUAUAUUUGGUUUCUAUGGCCCAGACGCAUUUUUCAAAACAAUAAUUCCACAGACGUCGCAGAAUUCUGAUGACCCACAAACUUCAAUUUCAGUCGAAUUGGGUAUUCAUAAAAUGUUCAUUCCGAUGUUUAGAAUGUCGAGUGUUUCAUAAAUUUGCGUUUCCGAAUUGGACUGGAACUUUAGCACAAGCAAACUUGGGCGCUUGAAAACAGUAGACAUGUUUUGAACAAGUGCAAAGAUAAUUUUAGCGUAAAAUACUUUUAUCGGCACGAUCGUUCAUUAAACUGUGCAGGAUCAUGCUCUAUUUCCAAUGUUUCACAAUUUUGUGCUGUCUAGUGUACCUCGUCCCCUGGCUGAAAAAAUCGGUUUCUAUCCAUUGUUCUUUUCGUAGCCCCCGUCCAUUUCAUCUCAACUGGUGGGUGAUUCGCGUUUAUGGUUUUGCACUUUUGCGACGGCAAGAGAAUACGUCACGCACACAGUUGGUUUUCUUUUUCAAUCAGAACAGAUUGGCAUGGGAUUAAAUGGUCGCUGCUUGGGUGGUUUAUUGCCUUUUAGAGGAAAGCAAAGUUGAGGUUCUUUACGGAAUAGGUGUCUCUAUUGGGAUCAAGAACACAGGCGAUCAGUAAGCUUCACAUUUGUGAAUUUGUUUCUUGUUAAGAUAGGGCAGUGCAAAUUUAUAUCACAGUUUUAGGGGAAACAAAUUGAAGUGUCAAAUCACUUUUGUAUGUGCGAUACAAAAGUGAUUUCAGCUAUGCAAAUUGAUAUAAGGAUGUUGCCUUUCAAUCUAGAAAAUCACGGUUUACGCUUUUUUCGUAUUUGUAUUUCCCUGUAAGCUUUUGGAAUCGGAUUCUUAGUUAUUUUAAUCUGGAAUAAUUUUUUGUUUAUACUUGGUUAUUCUCUGCUCCAAAAGUGUUUAGUUUUGAACUAUUGGUGCUGUGAAUAUAAAAUUGUUCGGAGACAACUUUAUUGGUCAUAGUGUAUGUCGUUCCGUUGGUGGUUCCAGACAGCUCAUCAGAAAUUCUGCGAGCUCGCCCACUGUCUGGGACUACCCAUACCUUUCUGUUCGUCAGUUUUCCCUCCGAUUCCCUACCAUUCGUAUCUUAUCGAUCCUUCGAACUUCCCAAUCCCUCCAAGCGCCGGAACAACUGAUAGAAGUCACCUGUCGAGAGUCAUUUCUCCCCUCGACUUGUUAAAACUCAUUCGAAAAGUAUCGAAAUUGUCGAAGAUAUCAUCUCUUUCUCCUCAAUCCCCUCCCCCCCCUUUCCAUCCUUCCUAUCCGUUUCUUCUCGUUUGCCGCUUCUACUCGCCCUCAGAUCAUCUCUCGUCUCGCCUGCACUAUCUUCCGACUUCUCACAUUUCAACGCGUAAAAAGUGGUUGUAAAGGUGGUGAGCGUCCUUUCGAUCUCCACUGAGACAAAACGUCUCCCGGGGCGCCUGUCGUUCUUUCCGACCUCGAAAAUUUUGAAAAUUUCCGUUUCUACCGAAGCAGAAGUGCGACCAACACGCGACGCGCGCUUUUGGAGACGAAAGCGAUUGUUUGCUGUGAUUAGAGAAUAGGGGCAACAGGUGCAGAAGCAAAGAAAAAUGACAGAAGAAUAUUCAUUUGGGUGGCUUGACGGACCGGAAAGAGCAGGUGACAGACGGCAAUCAUCGACAUUUGUUGGUACCCCGUCAAGUGAAGAACGACAUGUCCACAAAGAGCUGUCUUUCUCUUCGACGUCCCUUUUGAUGGCCUGUUCAGUACUCCCACGAGAUUAUUUCACCGGAACUUUUGCUUCCUAUUUUGAUUUUGAUCGGACUUGCCAGUCAUCUGCUGCUACUCUCAUUUCUUGGUUAGCUCAAAGAGAGUUUACUGCGUUCGAUUCUAAAGUACGGGUGGUAUCUGUUAGAAAGAGUGCACAAUCGACGAGACGCGAAAGACGGCAUCUGGCGAGUCAGCGGACGAGUGCCGCCAGAUGGUGUGAUGAUGGUAACAAGGACGAUUGUGAAGAGAAGGAGGGCAACACAUGGCGCGAGGACAAAGGACGGCUGCCGUCCGGACAGCUGUCGUCGCUGCACACGAUUCUGUUCGAAAGAGAGGAUACGAGUGAGCAAAGCGGAAUAGAGCCGUCGAUUGGAUGGAUAGUGUUUGGCUGCGAAGUGAUAAGGAUGCGCGAUGGGAAGAGGCCGGAACACGCACUUGGCUGCCUGUGACGGGCGAUUUCUCGAGUGCCGCCUAUCGGUAGCCGAGCCGGUUAGCGCACACUCAUUGCAUAGGAAGUUCAUCUUUUUGAUCUCGAAAUUGUAACCCGAGAGUUUGUCUUUCCAGGAAUUCUUUGAAACAUGCUCUCUAAUGACCUCAUUAUGUCGAACACGUCGAGACAACUCUUCUCCUAGUUUAGUUGUUGGCUCCUCACUAUCCCCCUCCUCGUCGGCCCCACGGAUACAUUGAGAGCAAAGGCAGGCAAUAGAGAGCCCGCGCGUUUUAUGGACCUUUCCCUCUGGCAGGCCCUCCUGCUCCUUUCCAUCACUUUAGCGGUUGUGGCGACGAUGAACUGAUGACUACAACGGCCUGUGUUGAAAUUCCGACUUGUCUUGGUGUAACGACCCCUUGUUUUUCAUCAGGAACAGAAUGGGCCUGGAGGAGACGAAUUGUAAAGCCCUCGCUGACCGAUAAACAAGAGUAAAUAGUGCCAAUGACGUGGCAAGACGACGCCAAUUUGUUAGAAACUUCUAUGAAUUCGACACUUGAGAAUUGAGCUAAUCAGGCUACUCUUUAGUCAACCGUCCCUCGAAUAUUUGCCAUCCUAGAAUUGCUCACAUCUUCUUUCUCUUUGGGUAUCUCAUGCAUAUUUGAGGCUCUUCUUGCGUGUGCUACUCUCCGAAGGGCCCUCGACGCGGUCCUUCGCUUCUGGCCCAUUGCUGUUUAGGGUCCGGAAGGGAAAGAGAAGAGACACAGAUGAAAUCGCGUGCGUGUGCUUCUUUCAUCAUUCUUCGCCGGGUUUUCUCAAGAUUUGCUGCUUCUUUUCCCUUCGUCGUCUUGCCCAUCUUCCCUUCCCCGGUGAAUUCUCGUCCUGCUCCCCUUUUUUUUCUAGUUCAGUCCCCCACUUGGAUUAGGAUCGCCCCUUCGGAUGUCUGCUCUCUCCUCUCCGAAUGUGCUCUGGAAGUGGGCGGGUAUCCGGAGCAGAGACAGUGUACGACACUUGGAGACGAGGCAAGGAGGCGGAGGAGGAGGAAGCAACUGAGACUCCGCCCACCCGAUGGGGUGUUGUGAGUGCGCGUGUUUGUGUGUCUAGAUGUGUGCCGAGUGCUGCUGCCGACUGCCGCCCCGUCUCCUCGUCUCGUUGGGCCCCUCUCAUUCGAGCCCCCGUCCAACUUGUAUUCCUGCGGCCCCUUUUCCACUAGUCGUAGUCGUCGGAGGUUGUGGAGUGACAGCACUGCGGUCCUGGAGGCGGAGGGAGGCACGGGCGGUCACAUGUGCCUGCGGCUCUUCCCCUCGGCGACUCAUUCAGUCGGUCCCUCCGUCUUUUGCUCUAAAAGACGUCCUACUUCUUCCCUCCUAUUCCCUGUCUAUGCAAUUUACCAAAUAAUGAUCGUGAAGCUCGUCAAAGAAGCGCGUGAAAUGUUGACAUUGAAUGACACAUAUCACAGCCAGCUUUGAUGUGCUGAACGUAUCACUAUCACUUUGAGCGCAAACGGUAAUGGUAACGAGUAAAGGGUUGGGUCGAUGGAGUCAGUGUGUCGCUCGAUAAAUUUCCGAUUUGUCAAUGUUUUCUAAUUGAAUAAAGAGAUUAAUCUGUCCUUUUUCCGAGUAGGCCACCUCGGAGUGUGCCAGUUUGCUAUAAACUGCAGUGUGUAGAAAAGAAAUGCGAAAGAAGGAAGCCAUAACAUUGUCGAAUUGUUGAGCUUUUCGGUUUCGUCACUCUUGAUGAAGUGACGUGGUUCUACAAGUGUAACAGUUGUUUCAGGCACUCUGUCAAGUGAUCUCAUUCGACACGAUACACGAUCGGCGAUGGCUUUUCGAGAACUUCCUUCCAAGUUUCUCACAGAUGCUCAAGGAUCCGACGAUGCACGUCCGGAAGGUAGAGUGACUGAUGUUGGAACGAUGGGAAGGAGAUGUGACAUGGGGGCUAAUCGAAGGGGAAAUGGUUUAAUCGAAUCAAAGAUGCACACAAAUUAGAGUGGUUUUGAUGAAUCAUUACCGGAAAGCAGAGGCUUUCAAAACAUGAAAACGAACCUAGUGCCUCGUGGAAUGGGAAACAUGAACGUUCCGAAAACGACAUCAACCUAAUUGUAAACUUUCAGAGCGCCUUGCACAUCUUUGGCAAUCUAGGAAAUCUGUUCGGACAGAAGUUCACAGAAGUGGUAGGAUAAUCGCGGUGUGAUCCGCUUGCACCCUUCUACUACUUUUUCAGUUUCUCGUUCCUCAUCUGAUAACACUAUCGUGCGAUAUGACCUGGGCAGUGCGAAAAGUAGCUUGUGAGGUAAUGAAACUGAGAAAACUGUCAAUCAAAUUAGGAGACGCUUCUUCAGAUAUUCGUGAAAGUAGCCGAAUGUGCUUCAAAUGAAGUGCGCGUCGAUAUUCUGUCUCCGAACUUUGUUCGCCUUCUGAAUGAUCCGAACAAAUGGGUAUCAUUCAUCGCUUAUCAGCAGCUCGGACCGUUCAUUUCUCUCUUUGCUGACCCGAAUAUCACGGGAAUUGAGUUAAAAGAUGGACAGAUAAUUUUGCGAGAAGUCACCGCUCCGGCCGACGUUUCCAGCUCUUUCAACACGACUGUGUCGGACGGUGGUUCCCACGAGUUUGGAGAUCUACCGCAGGACACGUGGCUUCCUGAAAUUGAUCCGAACGAUGACUUCGAGUACAGAUUGACACUGAACGAACACGUGGCACCGAGGCCGGCGACCGAGUCUGUCUCGGCAGCUGUGAAAACUCCGAAGCGAGGAGAACGAGUUAUGGAUAGGUUCUCGCAUAAUUUCAUGCCAAAUUCAGCUUUCUCUUUUUUUCAGUGUUCUUUCUGGGAUAAACAAAAUGUUCAGUCCGUUUGAUCGCAGCUCUCCGAAGUCCAAUGCUCCGAAGGAAAUUGAGAAAGUUUCAUCGACCUUCUCCAGCCCGGGAAAACGCACGCUUUCCUUGCACAGCGCAGUCAGUCUGAUGGACAAGUGGAGCAAGAGAAGCAAUCCUAACAAUCCUCAGUAAGUUGAUCAAGUCGUCAGCUGCAAUCUGAUACCAUCGUUUCGCAUUCAGGCGGUUCCCGAUAUUUGAUUCUUCCGCCGACGCGUCCACUGAUUCUAAGCAAGCCGGUUCAGAGGUAAACGGAGGAACGGGUAUCGCUGCGAAGUGCAGCUCCACCGACGAUCUGACCAAAUUGGGACUUGACGACGACGGUCAGUUUCAUUCGUUCUGCAAAUCGGCUCCUAAUAGUGGCUGUAGUUUUCCGUUUGGUGGUGGUCUUGUCGUGUUCCACACUACUUCAUCCCGUCUCACCCAGUCCGCUCUUCUCAAUCUUUAUUUUCCUCUCUCGUACCGUAACCCGCUUCAUUUAGCAUCUUCCGUUGCAUCGCCGCAGAAACAUGCGGAGCAGUCGCCAGAGAAACGAACAUCUAGUCCGCGCGGGAGGCGAAUUGCGACGAACGCGUGGUCGAAGCUCGACAUUCGGCAAAAGCUCUUCCUUCGAAGGCUCGGCGCGCUGCCACCGUCGGGUUCCAAGCGCUCGCCGAAAUUGUCGCCAAAGCUAUCGCCAAGCCGCUCGCCAAUCCGCAACUCGCGGAAGAAGAAAGGGCUUGUAUUCGAUUUCGCAGCUCCAACCGAAAUACGAUCGAUGGGACUGAUGACACCGCCGAUGUUCGUUGAAGACGACAACAAACUGAACACUGUGGACCGCGAGCUAUGUAUGUAGUGAUGAGUGAUGAAAUAUAUCGACUGUGCACCGUUCGAUCAUUGUUUGUUUAAAAUUACUUCCCUCUCGCAUACUCCGCUCAAUAUUUUAUUUUCGCACUUUUGAUUGUCCCAGACAUCGUCCUUGUUCACCAUCUUUUGUUCUGUUUUGUUGCUCACAUCUGACUGAUCGUGGCCGUUCGAAUCUCUAAUUUGGAAAUGUUGAAAUUGCAGACAUGGAAAAUCAGACUCCGAAGUUCAACGACGAUGAGAACGAAGCUUUAGACAGCGACGAGGAGGACGGACUGGACAAGUCCUUCGUGGCUGACGAAGAAGAAGACGAAGAGGACACUCCCCUGUCCAUGGAAAUCAAAUCUUCAGUGUCCGAGUCUGUCUCGGUUUCCGCAUCAAUACAAAAUAUCAGCCAGGAGCCGGUCUCCAAUGAGUUCUCCCUGACUUACUGGUCCUCCAACUACGCCAUUGCGUAUGUUAUUCUCUUGCCGAUUCUAUGCAUUUCUUAAUGUCUUUGCAGUUCUAUCGACGAUGAACUGAAGCCCUUCGGCUCUUCUUCUUCUCUCACAAACUCGCCAACUUCCAAUAAUUACCUGGAGAGCCGUUUCGACGUCAUGAAGCCAGCGAGCACUUCGCCAAGAGCCAGAUCGUCGUCGUUCGUAUCCAAUGGAUCGCCAGUUACCGCAUCGCCAAGAAAGUUUAAUUCUGCCCGACUUGAUUAAAUUCAAUUGAUACCAGUUCCAGAAAGGCCAAUAGUUCUUCCGAAUCGUCGCCUACAAGCUCUUCUGUCGACUCGUCGAAAAGCAGUGAUUCGGUGGCGAUGAUCAACACAGAAGAGAGAGAGAAACUUGGUAUUUUGGACAUUGAGGAGAUGAACAUGUCAAUUUCUUCGAACUCGUCGAUCCACGGAGAAGCCGCCAUGACCGAAGAGUCGGAUAUCAGCCUGACCUCGAUCGAGCACGAGGUGUUUCGUCAUGUUCCCGUCGACCUCGUCGAGUCUUACAUGAAAGUGAUGGGUCCGAUAAGCCACAACGGUGGGGCGGUUGCCACCGGGGAUGCCUCGUUGUGUGCAGAAAUCUACCGUCACUGCGCUCACAACUUCCCCGCAGUAUGCUACACUCUCGGAAGAGCCGCAUGGCCACGCCUGAAACUGGUCUUCCGAAAGUUGGCUCUCGACGAGCAAGCCAGAGUUCGUCAGUCGAUAUCCUAUUCAAUUCACGAAAUCGCCACCAUGCUCGGCACUGAAAUAACCGACGAAGAUCUGCUGCCUGUCUUCUACGACCUCAGGUAAUUAUCCCGUUACUCGACGUCUUCAGUUUGUUCCACCAUUAUUACAGAAACGACCAGAAUGCAGACGUGCGAAACGGCAUUUUGCUACAUUUGUUUGAUUUCGUAAAGGUAAUAGAACCAGUUGAAAACACAUGAAUUGAUGGAGAAAUUGUAGUGUCUGUCGUUGGAGAAGCGGGAAGAGAUCAUCUUCUCGUUGCCGCAAUUCUUCCCGAUCGGGGCCCAGCCCGGAAAUCAGGCACAGAACGGAGAUUGGCGUUCUCGUUUCGAACUGAUAUCGUUAGUUCCUCGAACAGCACGCUUUACAGCUGAAUAUAUACAUUUCAGGCAGCUUUCAAAGCUUUGCUCUUUGUACAACAUCCAGGAUAUCAACCUUCACAUUUCCGGAAUCGCACUCACUUUGGCCGAUGACCGAGUUGCAGAGGUCCGCCGCGAGGCAGUCAUUCUCGUCUCGACGAUCGUCGGCGCUCUAGUUUCGGUCGAAUGGGCACAGAUCAAAGAGAGCCGUGACAUCGAGAAGGGGCAUUUGGAUGCAAAGAGCAAAAAAGAGAAAGCGGAAAGCUUCCUCUCGGAGCAGUUCGUCGAUGACAUCGUCUCCAGCUUCGCCAAGACUCAGAAGUGGACUCGCAGACAGACGUAAGCCAAGUGAUCCUAAUUGGUUGACAGUUCUCCAUUUCAGGUUCUGUUUCAUUUCUGCUCAAAUUCUUCGUGACAAGCAAUGCGAUGGAGUUCAAUUCCGUUACUUUUUCGCCACUCCUCUUCAGCAACUAGUUCAAGACAGUAAGAAAGACGGAGCAAUCAGAAAGUUCACUCUUUUCUUUUUUCAGAAGUUCCAAAUGUUAGAAUAGCUUCUUGCGAGGCAUUGGACACGUGGAAGAACAUUUUGCUUUCUGAAAGCACUGACAAGAAGCCUUCUGAUCCUUCAAAUGUCCACCGUGACAUCGAUCUUCUCGCCAGCAUGAUGUCCACGUUGUCCAAAGACUUGGAUAUUGAUGCUGCAUACUUUGCCAAAAAAUGUCAAGGGUUGGCGAACGAUUCUCAACCAGUCGACCUGAAAAGCCGCACGCAAAGGAUGAGAGAACGCGAACAGUCAUUCUUUGGGGAUGUGAUUCUGACGGAUACGACUGGAAGUAUUGUUCGUGUCGUCGACAAGGAAGUCAAACAAGUCGUUAGUUUUAUAGUCGAUUGCUUCAGUGAUACCGAUGGAAUUCAGAUCAAACGAGGUAUAGCGGAUGAGAUGAAAGACAUUGAAGAAUUAAUUGCAAAAGAGGCACCGAUUCAGAAAAUGGAAGAGUUCGAGGAUGAGCCUAUGGUUGAGAAAUUCAACUGCUCCUUACACAUGAUCGAAAACUAUUACAGAAUCAGUCGGAAGAGGAAGAUAUCGCCAAACCCCCAGAGAUGCUUGCUGUCGCCGUGCGCGUGGAAGAAGGUGAAGACAACACGGAUGUGGUCGAUAUGGAGAUCGAUGAAGUCGAGGAGGCAGCUCCCACGAUCUCAGUCGUCGUCCCCAGUACUGGUGAAGAAGAGGCCGACAUACCGAUGGAUCCGACGCCAUCCACGCCAGAGGCAAGUUUCAUUGCACCGUUCUAAUUUAUUCCUAUCAGAUUUGAUUCCAGAAGCCAUCCGAAUCGGAAGAGACGUCAACAGAGUGUACGGAUGCGUAA